AUGGUUAAUAAAAAAAACAGAGUUAUUCGUGGCAUGUCUAAAGACGUACAACUAACGGUAAAAGAAAAUAUUCCUUGUUCCAUUGGAAAGUUGGUUCAGAAAUUAGAAUCAUUUAAAGAGCCAUUUAUGAAGCAUGUGGGUCGUGUAAAACAUCAGUUUCAUGCAACACGAUUGCAAAAGGAAAAUUUACAAGAACAAGAAAUUCUCAUAUACAUCGACUUCAGUGAAAACUAUACUGCGAAAUACUCAGAAGAAAUGCUAUCCAUGCACUUUGGUGCACCAAAAAAUCAGUUCACACUACACACAGGUUUCAUUUAUAGACACCAAGGAAAGCCGAUCGGUUUUUGUGCAAUUACUGAUAAUCUUCAGCACGAUCCACCAGCCAUUUAG
Messenger RNA from Psylliodes chrysocephalus, 390 nucleotides. The record is from the annotation of a GenBank genome assembly. Lineage: Eukaryota; Metazoa; Arthropoda; Insecta; Coleoptera; Chrysomelidae.